Triticum urartu is the source of this 2713-nucleotide messenger RNA. RefSeq lists its product as uncharacterized. Lineage: Eukaryota; Viridiplantae; Streptophyta; Magnoliopsida; Poales; Poaceae. The record is from RefSeq and is a predicted model, not a curated record.
CGGGGCCCGCCCGCCGGUCCGCGGCCAAAAUCAAAUCUGGGAACCUCGUCGACCGACCGACCGAUCGACGAGACGCCCCUGGCCUGCGGCGCCGUGCCUCGUCCCCGAGACCAUUAUUUGCAGCGCGGCGUCGUGGGCUCACUCGCUACGAGCUCACCAGUGUGAUAGCGUGUGUGAGCUAAGCCGGUCGUCACGGCGCCAUGAUCGCCAGCACAAAGCGCAUCGCCGCCACGGUCAUUAGCGAGCGACGGGUAGAUAGGCUUUGCUGCCAGCCACCCUUGUCGUUUGCCCCGUUCCCUUGCCGGUGUCCGGCUCUCCGGAGGCGCUUAGUUUAGUGCCGCGGCCAGUACGUACCGCGCGUCGCUGAGCCGCGGUGGGAGGGCUCUCUCGCUGUCUGUGUCUGGAGCCGGGAGGAGGGCGGUGGUGGAUGCUGUGCGUCCGCGCGGAGGACGCGCUGGCGGCAGCGGCGGCCGUGGCCGCGGCAUCCGACAAGAUGCGCGCCUCCGUGACCCUGGGCGGCUCGAUCCAGAGGGCGAUGCAGCGGAUGGGCCGCGGCGGCCGGAGGUCGGGCGGCGACGCGUGCCCCACGCCGCCGCCGCCGCCGGAGCAGGAGCAGGAGCGCCCGGCGCGUCUCGCGGCGGGGAGCGGCGAGGCGUCGGUGUCGGCGAGCUGCUCCGCGGAUGAUAGCAGCAAUGGUGGCGGCAAGAGGGAAGGGGCCUGGAGGGGCGGCAUGCGGCGGUACAGAUCGCAGCUCGAGCAGGAAGUCAGGAAUUUGCAGAGGCAGCUCCAGGAAGAGAUCGACAUGCAUCUGGCGUUGACAGAUGCCAUCACACACGAUGCCGAGCUGAUACUUAAAUCUUCCACAAAGCUACCAAACAAGGCGCAGGAGCUCGUAGAUAGCAUAUCCUCUUUAGAAAUCACUAUCUCAAAGCUCGAGACGGAUCUAAGCGAUUUACGCUACCAGCUGUGUCAUGUAAGGACUGAAAGGUUACUAGUAGAAAGUAAUCCAGAAUGCUUACUAUCGACACCAUCAACUAGUAAAUGCACAGGGGAUGAACACACAUCGGCGUUAAGAGAUUUUAAGUUGGAGGAAUAUGAGUCAGUUCAGUCAAUGGAAGAAUAUCUAUACCCUGAACUUGAAGAACGGCACGAUGUUGAAAAAGAGAGUGAAAAUAGGGAGAAGAUGUCUACAAGUGGGCAGCUAGAAGAGCACCAAGACGUCAGUUUAAAUAUAUUUCUAGAAAAACACCAAGAUGAAGAGAUGCAAGAGCCAAGCUCUACAGAGAAGGAUGGCAAAGAGUAUCUUGGAAUAGAUGCAUUGUCAUUUAGGGAACCUGAUCCGAAGAAACACAGCAUGAAUGGAAACAUGUGCAACAAUCCAAAUCAGCUCUCUGGAGAGAUGGUGCGCUGCAUGAGAGAUAUCUUCCUACAUUUAUCUCGAUCGUCGAAGAUAUCACCAAAGUUGUCUUCUGAUAAUUCGUCUUCAUCAGCGGGAUGUUUAUCUGGCUCUACAUUUACGUCUGUGUCAGAUUCAUCUUUAAUGGCCUCAGUGCUGCGAAGCCCUUCAGUUGAUUCAGAUCACGAUGAAGAUAUUAUAGAUGAAGUGGGGAACUUUGAUCCAUACAGUGUUAAUGGGAAGGAAGCUCGAAGAGACAUUGGGAAGUACUGUUCAGUAGCCGAAGUAUCUUGGAUGAAUGUAUGCAAGGAACAGCUUGAAUAUGCAUCUGAUGCUCUCCAAAAAUUCAGGUCCCUUGUGGAGCAACUAUCAAAGGUUGAUCCUACCCGUAUGAACUGUGACGAGCGGUUAGCGUUUUGGAUCAACCUUUACAAUGCCCUAAUAAUGCAUGCAUAUUUAGCUUAUGGAGUCCCCGGGAACGACAUUAAGCUUUUCUCGCUAAUGCAGAAGGCCUGUUACAAGGUUGGUGGGCAGUCCUUCAGUGCAGCUGAAAUAGAGUUUAUAAUCCUAAAGAUGAAGAACCCAGCACACCGGCCACAGAUCUCUUUGAUGUUAGCCCUUCACAAGUUCAGAGUCACCGAGGAGCACAAGAGGUAUUCGGUCGACGACGUGGAGCCCCUGGCGUUGUUUGCACUGAGCAGCGGGAUGUUCUCCUCACCUGCUGUGAGGAUUUUCUCGGCCGAGAACGUUCGGCAGCAGCUGCAGGAGUCGAUGAGGGACUACAUCCGGGCGUCGGUCGGGAUCAACGACAAGGGGAAGCUCACUGUCCCGGCGCUGCUGCAGAGCUACGGCAAGGGCGCGGUGGAGGACUCGCUGCUGGCCGACUGGAUCUGCCGGCAGCUGACGCCGGCCCAGGUCGCGGCGGUGCAGGACACCACGUCGUCGCGCAAGCAGCGGCUCCUCGGCUUCCGCAGCUUCACCGUCGUCCCGUUCGACUCGACAUUCCGGUACCUCUUCCUGCCCGACGACCACCACUAGGCAGACGCAGGUCGGCACCGAAGAGAGACCAAGGGUGGGCAUUUUGACAGAAAGAUUAGCUCUGUACAUGUUGUGUAAGCUCCGGGGGAGGCCGAUUCUUUUGGUUGCUCUGUAAAGGCCAUUGAUUGGUUGGUUUGCUUGCGUCCUGUGUAUGUGUGUAGUAAUAAAGGGAGCUGCGUGUAAUUUUGCUUGAGCUCCCUUUAGCAUGUAGUGGUAGAAUAUAAUAGCUUGUAUAACAAAACAUGGAAGGAUAAACUUUUACGAGUGUUGUUGAUGUUG